CAGGUGGGAAAGUAUACGGUGUCUGUCAGUGUUGACGGAAGAGACCUACCCGAUUUUGUGUAAGUGCUAAAUGACCACCGACGCGCCAGCACAUAAAAACCCGGAGCUGUUUCACCAUGAGGCGGAUUUCGUGUCGAGAACUGUCCGGUGUUAUGGUGGCUUCAUCACCGAGCGGCAGCUGGACGAAGGAGCUCUCUGCAAACAAGCUUCAGUGGUCAAAGCAGGCGUGCAGGGCCCUGUAUGGUCCACGAAGAGAGUCCAGGCUGUGCUCAGCUCGUGUAGACAGACACUUCUGCAGCAGUACUGUACCCUACAGACAGUACUGCAAAAGCACUGACCAUGAUAAGGGUCAUCUGGGUAUCUCCGUGGUGGGCACCCCUGAUCCCAUCACAUGGAUCAGGAAUAAGAUAAUACUGGCUCUGACUGAGCUCUACUUCGACCUGGACUUCAGUGUGGAGUUUGACCAUGGAGUCAAACAGGCAGUGUUCCAGGUGUCCACUAUGGUGUCCAAAGGCAGGUUUGAGGAGCUGAUGGGCUUGAUGUCUGAGGAGGCUGUAGCAGAUGUCAGGAGGAGGUAUAACACUCUAACAGAGGUCCAAAGAAGACAUCUCGCCAUCUCUUUGGACGACAUUGUGUUUCUUCUUCCUGAGGAUGUUUCUGUAGUUUUUGAUAGUAGAGGCAGGAAGUUCUGCAGCAUCAUCAUGAGACUGUGGCACCUGACCAGUGCGGAUGUUCCAGAGGACCCAGAGAGCACUCGCAUCUUCAAGGUGGACCCUGGCCUAGUAGAUGGACCACCAAAGAAAAUCAUCACUGCAGUUUAUGAGUUUCAUCGGGAGCUGACGGCUGGGGCUAACCCCGACUGGAUGGUGACUCAUGUCUGGCACUGGAAACAGCUUGAGUGAACCUGGCAGAACGAGGAAAACCAAGGAACUCAUAAAGCCAGAGAAGCCCAGCUGAACUUAACUCCAGUAGCCCUAUAGAAAGACCGCCUUUAGGUCUUUAACUGAAGCACAAUACACAAACCCCUAAACUGGAGACCACUCCUUUUGUACUGAACUUUUCUCUCUAAUGUCCACAGAGCAAUGCGCUACAAACCCAUGACAGGUGUUCAGAGGUCAAGACUCAAGUCUUUUGCAGAGACAUUUACUUUAAUCUAUAUUAGUCAUUUUUAAAGGAAAGAAACAAAACAGCUUAAAACCACUGGCUAUUCUGCAGAUUGUAUAGAAUGUAUGCUACUAGCUGGUGCAAUCUUUUUAAGGGAAUGUGAUCUGUAACUCAAUUAAACCUUAGCUAGAUGUAGCUGAAUAGCAGCUGUAAUAGCUUUUGCGCUAGCUACCAUACUUGCUAUCCAAACUAUGUGCUAUCCAACAGUUUUGAGUUGUUUUGCCUCUUUUUUAAACACCACUUUUACUGCCUGAAGAACUUUAUUCUGUCAUUCAGAAUUGUAGGAGAGUCUGAGUCAAGUCUCAAGUCAGUUAAGAGAGAGUUUGAGGUAAGUUCCGAGUCAGUUAGAAAGACUUCUGUUUAAGUUGCUAUUGAGUUUAUGAGUCUGAGUUGAGCUAAGAGUCAGUUAGGGAGAGUCCCAGCUGAGUUGCGAGUCAGUUUGAGGAGAAUCUGAGUUGAGCCACAAGUCUGUCUAGGGAAAGUCAGAAUCAAAAAAUUGUCAGUUUAAGGUGAGUCCAAGCUGAGUUGCGAAUCAGUUAAGGAGAGUUGAGCUACAAGUCGCUUAAGGGUCAGGCUAAGUUGAGUUGCGAGUCAGUUUAAGGUGAGUCCAAGUUGAGUUGAGAAUCAGUUAGGGAGAGUCAGAGUUGCAAGUCACUUAAGGGUGAGUCCAAAUCAACUUGUGAGUCGUUGAGGGAGAGUCCGAGUUGGGUUGUGAGUCAGUUUAGAGAGAGUCUGAGUUGAGUUGUGAGUCUUUUAUGGAGAGCCUAAGUUGAGUUGCGAGACACUUAGGGAGAGUCCUAGUUGUCAGUCAGCUUAAAGAGAGUCUAAAAUUGAGUUGCGAGUCAGUUAGGGAGAGUCCGAGUUGAGCUGUGAGUCAGUUAGGGAGAGUUGCUAGGCAGUUUAGGGAGAGUUUGAGUUGAGUUGCUAGUCAGUUAGGGAGAGUGCGAGUUGUGAGUCAGUUUAAAGAGAGUCUGAGUUUAGUUGUGAGUCAUUUGAGGUGAGUACGAGUUGAGUUGCUAGUCAGUUAGGGAGAGUCCGAUUUGUGAGUCAGUUUAAAGAGAGUCUAAGUGGAGUUGAGAGUCAGUUAGGGAGAGUCUGAGUUGAGUUGCGAAUCACUUAGGGAGAGUCCAGAUUGUGAGUCAGUUUAAAGAGAGUCUGAAUUAUGUUGUGAGUCGGUUAGGGAGAGUCCGAGUUGAGCUGUGAAUCAGUUAGGGAGAGUCCGAAUUCUGAGUUAGUUUAAAAAGAGUCUAAGUUGAGUUGAGAGUCAGUUAGGGAGAGUGCAAGUUGAGUUGUAUUCAGUUUAGGUAGAGUCCAAGUGGAGGUGCGAGCCAGUUAAGGGAGAGUGACAGUCUCAAGUGAGUUUAGGGAUAGUCUGAGUCACUGACUUAAGUCCCCACCUCUGACACACGUUGACCAAACCGUACCGUACCUGUUCUAAAUUCGGUUACCCUUCAUGCUUGGGGUACCCAGCAUUGCUUUUAACAGAAGUGUCACAUGACAAAUCACGUGACCACAUCACAAUCUUCAGAGAACCCCGCCCCUUUCUAUGUUUCAGUUGUGUGACACAGGUGGUGGACCAGGGUACAGACAGUUCUAGAUUUAGAUUAGUAACCAGACUGUCAUGGGACACUCUGGAGUAGCCACACAUAAAGGUCAUCAUGCCUAGUGCAAAGCAUGGGCUAGAGGGUUAUAAAGCCCCCCAGUAUUGGACAGUGGAGCAGUGGAACUGUUUUCUGACAUGAUGGGACGAGUUGGAGUGAUCCAGAACAGAUCAUCCAAGACCACUAAUGCUCUUGUGGCUGCCAUCAGAUCCUCACACCAAUGUUCCUACAUCUAGUGUAAAGCCUUCCCAGAAGAGUAGAGGCUGCCACUAUUAAUUAAUUAAUACCCUUCAUUUCAGAAGAAACGCUGGAUGAGCAGGUGUCUGCACACUUUUGGAGAUGAAUCAAAGCAUUAAUCAUUUUCAGCCAGUCAGAUGAAUUCAGUCAUAACAUCAUAUCUUCUAUGUGCCAAAGUAAUCGUGCUAAGCUAAAUGGCUACUUAACACAAGACAAAUGCUGUGUAUAGAGCCUUAGCCAGGCCAGCAUGCACUCCUCAUACAAUCUUAUUGAAAAGUCUGGGCGUCCCAGGUCAAGUGAUAUGUCUUGUUGAUAAAUAUGCGAAAAUAAGUGAGCACAUCCUCUACACAGAACAAAUGUGGGCUGCGCAAAAGAUAUAUUUUAUAUUUUUUCCAGUAUGUUGAAAUCAUUAAUUACACAGAAACUGUGCAUUACAGUUGCAUUUGCAGAACAGUGCCAUAUUUAAGUGUGUUCUCUGAAUGUGUUCACUUAUUUUCACCUAGAAAAACAACAGAACGUCAUUAGACCAGGAGUGUUCAAACUUACACACACGACUGUGAGGUUUUUGUUUCCACCAACUAAACACCAACUUCCCCUUUACAUUGUGUGAACAUUUUACCACAAAUGGACCAAAAAACCAACAGACAGUGCAAAAUUACCCAAUUAAUAAUGGCUGUUAUCAUAAAUAGUAACAGCUGUUAAGCAGUUCCACCUAUAAAAUCACUGAUUUGGACAUACAAAUUGUCUAAUUUUCCCUGUUUGUUCAUACAGAUGUGCUUCUUCACUUCUUUUGCUGUUACACAAACGCACAAUGUUGUCACACUAUAUGAAAUAAAGACUUGUUUUGAAAA
Colossoma macropomum (tambaqui) is the source of this 3853-nucleotide messenger RNA. RefSeq lists its product as uncharacterized. Gene Ontology annotation, cellular component: mitochondrial inner membrane. The record is from RefSeq and is a predicted model, not a curated record. Gene Ontology annotation, biological process: inner mitochondrial membrane organization; protein insertion into mitochondrial inner membrane from matrix. The transcript is spliced from 5 exons. Lineage: Eukaryota; Metazoa; Chordata; Actinopteri; Characiformes; Serrasalmidae. Gene Ontology annotation, molecular function: ribosome binding. The coding region runs from base 117 to 902 and encodes 261 amino acids.